GCCGGCGAGUGCGCCGGCGAUCAUGUUGAUGUGCAGCGGGUAGCCCUCGCCGAGGCCUUCGUAGUCGACCUCCUCCUCGGCGGACGCAGCCGGAGCGGCGACGACAUCAGCGGCGGCCAUGGCGGGCGCGGGGCGGCGGGGUGUGCGGGCUAGAGAAGAAAAAGGCGAGCGCGCAGGAAGAUUAGAGGAGCAGCGGCCGAGAAGCGAGACGUGCGCAGCGGGCGGCGUGAGGGUGCGGCGGGCCGAAGGAGAGUGUUGAUGGCGACGGCAGCAGACGUGCGAGCGGCGGACCCCGAGGCGGCUGAGGCGGAUCUGAUGGUGGGGGAGAGAGGGAAGCGCACGGCGAGAACUGGAAGGAGCACGGGCGGAGCGGCAGCGCACGGCUCGGCUUGCCUUUGCUCUCGCAGCGCGCGUCAGCCUGCGCCGCGGCUCGCCUGCUGCCCGCCUCGGCGAAGGCGAAGGCCGGCCGCGUGCGCCGUAAGCGCGCCAUCGCCGGGCCGCCUCUUCGCCAUCAGCACAUGGCCUUUUCCUCACUCUACCUCCUCUUCUCGAGAAUCCUACUUCCGUCCUGGAUGCCUGCUGCUGGCUAUCGGGGUGUUGCAGCAAGCUCUAGACGGGCUGCGCUCUGCUAGAAAAGAAGGGCGUCGCUCGCCCUCUCGCUGCCCGCAACACCCUGCCGGUGCCGCUGCGUGCGUGUGCGCUUGCUGCCCAUGGCACGUUCUGUGGUGCCUGACCUGCCGCAGCAGAUCUCCUUUGGCGGUAUGCUGCGUCCUCACCGCGGAUCAAGCGCAGAUGAAAGAGCCUUGAUGGCACCGAGGGGUUGAGGCGGACGGGAGCGGACGACCCAGAGCUGGUCACGUGAGCGAACGCUCCAGCUCUC
Molecule: messenger RNA, 880 nt
Organism: Tilletiopsis washingtonensis
Lineage: Eukaryota; Fungi; Basidiomycota; Exobasidiomycetes; Entylomatales
Exons: 1
Coding region: 259-807 (182 amino acids)
Source: RefSeq, a predicted model, not a curated record